This is a messenger RNA of Euleptes europaea (tarantolino), 3438 nucleotides long. RefSeq names its product adaptor related protein complex 4 subunit epsilon 1 (gene AP4E1). The record is from RefSeq and is a predicted model, not a curated record. Gene Ontology annotation, molecular function: cargo adaptor activity. The coding region runs from base 1 to 3438 and encodes 1145 amino acids. NCBI's taxonomy places the organism in Eukaryota, Metazoa, Chordata, Lepidosauria, Squamata, Sphaerodactylidae. Gene Ontology annotation, biological process: intracellular protein transport; receptor-mediated endocytosis. The transcript has 21 exons. Gene Ontology annotation, cellular component: AP-4 adaptor complex; membrane coat.
AUGAGCGACGCGGUGCAGCGGACGCUGAGCGCCUUGCCCGGCUGGCUGGGGCAGGCCGAGCCGGGGGCCGGGCCGGGCGGAGGCGGCGGCCCGGCCACCUCGAGGCUGGGCGGCCUCAUCCGGAGCAUCACCGCCCUCACCUCCAAGCAUGAGGAAGAAAAAUUAAUCCAGCAGGAAAUAAGCAGCUUGAAAGCAACAGUUUCUGCACCCUCGACUACCCUGAGGCUGAUGAAGGAAUGCAUGGUGAGGCUUAUUUAUUGCGAGAUGCUGGGCUACGAGGCCUCGUUUGGAUACAUCCAUGCGAUCAAGCUAGCCCAACAAGGAAACCUCUUUGAAAAAAGAGUCGGCUACUUGGCAGUUUCUUUAUUUCUUCAUGAGAAUCACGAGCUGUUGCUUUUGCUUGUGAACACCGUAGUGAAGGAUUUGCAGAGCACUAACCUAAUGGAAGUAUGUAUGGCCCUUACUGUGGCAAGUCAAAUAUUUCCACGGGAAAUGAUUCCUGCUGUCCUUCCGCUAGUAGAAGACAAGCUCCAGCAUUCAAAGGAAAUCAUUAGAAGGAAAGCAGUGCACACACUGUACAAGUUCUACCUGAUUGCUCCCAACCAAGUCCAGCACAUCCAUGACAAAUUCCGAAAAGCACUUUGCGACAGGGAUGUGGGAGUUAUGGCUGCCUCAUUGCACAUUUAUCUCCAGAUGGUAAAGGAGAACUCGUCUGAAUACAAAGACCUGACAAGCAGUUUCAUAACUAUUCUGAAGCAGGUGGUGGGAGGAAAGCUCCCCAUAGACUUCAAUUAUCACAGCGUUCCCGCACCUUGGUUACAAAUUCAGCUUUUAAGAAUACUGGGAUUGCUUGGAAAAGACGAUCUGAGAACCAGUGAGUUAAUGUAUGAUGUUUUGGAUGAGUCUUUAAGGAGAGCAGAGAUAAAUCACAACAUUACAUAUGCAAUCUUGUUUGAAUGUGUCCACACAAUUUACACAAUAUACCCUAAAUCUGAUCUACUUGAGAAGGCAGCCAAAUGUAUUGGAAAAUUUGUCCUGUCUCCAAAAAUUAACUUGAAAUAUUUGGGGUUAAAGGCCCUGACAUAUGUUGUUCAGCAGGAUCCUAGCCUCGCACUGCAGCACCAGAUGACGAUCAUUGAAUGCCUGGAUCAUCCUGACCCCAUUAUUAAAAGAGAGACUUUGGAACUUCUAUAUAGGAUUACAAACGGGCAGAACGUCACCGUCAUCGUUCAGAAGAUGCUUGACUACUUGAUGCAAAGCAAGGAGGAAUAUACCAUCGUCAACGUCGUUGGCAAAAUAGCAGAAUUAGCUGAAAAGUAUGCUCCUGACAACAAAUGGUUCAUUCACACGAUGAAUGCAGUGUUUUCCGUAGGAGGGGAUAAAAUGCACCCAGACAUCCCAAAUAGCUUCCUUAGACUCCUUGCUGAAGGAUUUGCAGAUGAAAAGGAAGAUGGCCAGCUACGGCUCCAAGCGGUCCAGUCUUACCUUGUGCUGCUACAGGACGAGAAGGCGGUUUACCCGCAGAAAUUCCUUCAAGUGAUGAGUUGGGUGCUGGGGGAAUAUUCUCACCUUAUGAAGAAUGUUGACCCAGAAGUUGUCUUGGCAGAUUUGCAUAGGAUACUCAAGAGAAACGCAGCCGCUGAAACCAAAGCCUGGAUUAUGUCCGCGGUCACUAAAAUAGCCUCUCGUGCCACGUAUUCUAAAACAGUCGAUAAACUGAUAAUGGACUUCGGUACCUCCCUGGACACCUGCAUGAGGCAAUAUGUUUAUGAGCUGAAACACCUAUGUGAAGACAGGGAAUCGAUGAAAAAAUUGUUUCCUGCGGGUGCUAGCUGCGAGGAUAUCGUGGUGGAUGCUUCCUUGUCUUUCUUAGAUGGGUUUGUAGCUGAAGGACUCGGGCGUGGUGCAGCACCUUAUAAACCUCGUCACCAAAGACAGGAGGAGCAGCUGUCUCAGCAAAAAGCUUUGAAUUUUGAGCCUUAUGGAUCGUCCCUUUCCCAAAGCUUCUCAACAUCUGGCUUUCCUGGCAGACAGUCUCCAACCGGAAUUUCUCUGGGUUCUGAUGUUUCUGGUAAUAGCGCUGAGAUGGGACAGAAGGAGACCAACAGUUUGAAGCUGGAAGGCGUGAAGAAACUAUGGGGAAAAGAAGGCUACCUCCCCAAAAAGGAAAGCCUGGUGGAAAAAGAAGACAGUUUAAAGCCCCCCAUAGAGAGCAGUCUUCCUGCGGAGCAUCCCGCCGGAAACUUCGCCUUGCACUCUGAGCGGGAAAUUACCAGCCUCUCUGAGGAGGAGAAGGAGAAGCAGCAGCUUGCCUCGACGCUCUUUGUUGGCCUGGGAACGCAGGGCAGCGUCAGCCUGAUGGGCAAAGGAGAUCCUACGGCGCAGAAAUUCAAAAGGAAACCUAAAAUGGGUGAAGCGCCAAAUAGCGAGGAAUCGUUCAGUGUCCAGAGCAGGGCCUGCCCAGACCUCACUCCUUUGCCCGACGCGUUGUCUAGGAACAGAAAGCCCUUCCAAAAAAACGGGCACCUAAGAUUCCGGAAAGCUUCGCUGAAUUCCUCCGAAGCUCCAGAGUCGAAGGCGGCGUUGGACAGGUCCCAUUCUCUGCCAGAAGCUGGGCUGGGGGAAAAGCUUCAGGGUCGCAGGUUCUCGCCUUCAUCUUUGUUUGCAGACGGCGACCUGGAAAUUUUUCAGCCUUCUCCCAGUGCUCUGCCUGUAGUCAAAAGGCCACUCUCUCUGACGCCUUGCGUACCAGAAGAAGUAGCCAGAUGUCCUCAUUCGGAGGCCCUAGAACUCUGUGGCGAUGAAACCCUUGUGUUGUACGUGUGUAAAGUAUGGAAAGAAGACAGCCUCGUACUUUUCAUAUUUCUUGCCAACAAAAGCACCUCUACGCUUAAAGCUGUAAAGCUGGAAUUUGAACACUCCAAACAUUUUAAGAUCUUUGAAAAUCUUGGCUGCCAUUUUGCAGAAAUAGAAGCUCAAAGCAUAGAAAGCUCCCAGAAGUGCGUAACGAUGGAGGAGCCGUGCUCAGAGGGGAUGCUGUCUGGGUCUCUCGGUUACCAUCUAGAGUCAGAGAUGUGCCUCAGGUUUUCAGUAACUUUAGCGCUGUUGGAUUUUAUUAGGCCAAUGAAAACGACCACUGAAGAAUUUGGAAAACUGUGGCUCUCCUUUUCUAACGAUGUCAAACUAAACCUAAAAAUGACAUCAUCUCAGGGAUCUUUAUCGGCUGUUCUAAACACCUUGCAGCAAAAACUAAAGCUUCACAUUGUGGAUAUCAUAGGUAAUGAGGGAAUAGCAGCAUGCCAGCUGCUUCCGUCGGUCCCCUGUUUACUGCACUGCCGUAUCCAUACCGGGAUGUUGGGCCUGUGGUUCCGGUCACCCUGUCCUGCUCUUCCAGACUGUUUACUUUACCAGUGCCAGAAGGUGAUGGGAGAAUCCUGA